ACGCGCCCAGCUGGAGUCAUGCCGAUUAGGAAUUAAUAAGGGCCACGGAUAGAGGGUUUAGGAAGGGAGGAGGGAGGAAGUUGUCCACCACCUCCCCCCACCUUUACAGUUUUAGACCCGCACCUGAAAUAUUAUUGAGGUAUCCUUUUAACUGAGCCAAUAGGCUACUUGGAAUCCUGUUUCUCAGCCAAAAAUGGUACCCCAAGGCAGCCAUCUAUUUGUAGCCAUUCACGGGCUUGUUUGAGGAUUAGAAAGAGCAUCUUUAAUAAUCCUGAACAUUCCUUGAUGGGUCUAGAACAAUUUUCUCAUGUUUGGAUUUUAUUUGUUUUUCACAAAAAUGGUCACUUGAGCUAUAAGGCAAAAGUGCAGCCCCCCAGGCUGAACGGUGCAAAGACUGGGGUGUUUUCCACACGGAGCCCUCAUCGUCCCAAUGCUAUAGGACUGACGCUGGCCAAGCUGGAGAAGGUGGAAGGUGGAACUAUAUACCUAUCUGGCAUUGACAUGAUAGAUGGCACACCUGUGCUAGAUAUAAAACCCUACAUAGCUGAUUAUGACUCCCCACAACAUUUGAUGAAGCCUUUAGGGGACCUUAAUCUACAGAAUAACCGACUUAAACCAAGGACUAUGUCCCAGUGUGAUGACAAGACUGAUAGCUGUGACCAGCAACAGCUCUCAGGGUCUGAUGGACCCCAGCCCUCCCAUGUAACUGUUGAGAAGCCUGGACGUUCUGAAGACGGAGCUCCAGAAGAAAACCUCCCAAAACACAGCAGCACAACAAACGCCCAGCGAACCUGGCCCGAACACGGAGAGAGAGUAAUGGAUUUGGGUGUGGAAUCAAGAAGUAGUGAGAGUCAGACUGUGACAGAACAGUUUGGCUCACCUGGUCCAGGGAAGAACUUUCUGGAGGAAGGUAUAGAGAAGAGGCCAAGGAGCAUGGAAAGUGCCUUGGUCCUGCGAGGAAGCUGUGUGGAGACACGGCACGUGGCUCCUCCUUGCCCUGCCCCAGUGGCUGACAGGACACCCCACAGCGAGGUUCCUGCCUGGGUGAGGGAGGCCCCCGCAGCCCCUUUGCAAGUCCGGUUUACUCCUCAUGCAGAGAUGGACCUUGGACAGCUCAGCCCAGGAGGUGAACCAGGUACUGGAAAGAUGUCAUUUAAAUAUUUUCAGUCUGCAGAGGAAGCCAAGUGUGCCAUCCAGGCCGUGCUGUCAGCGGAUCCCCGGUCUGUGUACCGGCGGAAGCUCUGCCAGGACCGUCUUUUCUAUUUUACUGUAGACAUAGCACAUGUUACAUGCUGGUUUGGUGACGGCUUUGCAGAGGUUCUAAGGAUCAAGCCAGCUUCUGAACCCAUUCAGAUAACUGAACCUGAGGAGUCCUUGGUGUCAUUGUGAUCUUAAGAGACUUCAUAUCUUUGGAACAACCUCUUCUGGUUUCCUGUUUAAGCUACUGAUGUGUUUUCUUUGCAGAACCAUGCAACACUUAGUCAUUUUUCUGAUUUGCUUGAUUGAGACUGUUCAGAGUAUUUAUUUGAAAAUAUGUAUUUAAUAAACUAUAA
Messenger RNA from Perognathus longimembris pacificus (Pacific pocket mouse), 1553 nucleotides. It is a transcript of the gene Trmo, whose product is annotated as tRNA methyltransferase O. The transcript is spliced from 5 exons. The coding region runs from base 286 to 1389 and encodes 367 amino acids. NCBI's taxonomy places the organism in Eukaryota, Metazoa, Chordata, Mammalia, Rodentia, Heteromyidae. The record is from RefSeq and is a predicted model, not a curated record.